AGAUAAGAUAAAACAUUCGACUUUUGUAGUAGUGUAGACCACAAUAAAGUGAUGUCGUUUAUAGAAAAGUCAAGUUCCAGGAAUUUCCGAUGACACCGUUUUUGCUGGGUUGUUUUUUGUAUUGUAGAGGUGUGGCGUAAGCUUUUAUAUUGUGAUCUUAAAUGGGGUUGCUGGAAGAAAUGUUUGCCAAAAAGACAGAGAAAAACAGGAGCCGUCCUAUCAAGUCUGUCCUGACAAAGGAAUCAUCAAAAAGAACAUCUGAAACCGAUAAGGAAAAUCGAACGAAUUCUUCUACUUUCGGUUUCUCGAGGAAUAUACAAGGCGAUCUGGGAGCAUCUUCUUCAAAAGAUGAGUCCGUUCCCAAACGAGACCAUGUGAAAAAAUCUCAAGAUUCUGUUCGUCCAAUUGACGCUAAACCCAAGGAAAGAAGACCUUGGUUUCGGAUAUCCCCAAAAAUCACCAAAAAGGUGAAGGUUUCAUCUGCAGUUUCCAAGUCCACUGAUGUAGAAUUGAGAAAGAACAGAUCUUCGUCUUUACCUUCGAAAUCUAAUGUGACUUCUAUAAGAGGACAGAACCCCAAGCUAGAAGGGGAUGAUUUGUCAAGAACCUCCUCUGUCACCAACUUAGAAGCAGAGCAAAGGAGCAGCAAGGGGGCCAAACCGAGAAAAAGCUCCUCAAGGGACAGAAUUGACAAGAUUGUGGACUCCAGGAAAAAUGAUAAAAAGGGACUCACUAAAAACAAUAACAAACUAGAAGGUAAUGAAACGCCAUUUCUUUCUUUGGAUUCAACAAUUGAAGAAGACAUUCAACAGUUGAAAAGGCAGCUUCAAGAAAUGGCACAGGAAAAAACUAAUUUGGCUUUGCAGCUUGGAGAAAAGAAUGGUCAAGUUAAUUUUUUGCAAAAAGAAAACUCGAAACUCAAGUCUCUACAGGAAGAAUGUAAUCUCCAAUUGGAGAAGUUGGCUGAAGACAACACUGCUUUAAGAAAUAGAUUGAGAGAUGUUGCCCAUUCUCCUUUAUCUGACAAUGAAAAACAGCAGUUGUUGUUUGAGUCUCAUAGGCAUCAUAAUUCUGCACCUGCAUCCAUUGCAACAAAUAUUCUUGAUGAGGGAAAUGGUGGUGAUACUACUUGUACGACCCCCGAUUGGGACAAGCAUUCCUCCGGUAAUAUCAGUGAAGUUUCUGUUGCAUGCCUGCAGGACAAAAUAAAUCAGAUGCAGGAGACACAUUACAGCACCAAUGAGGAACUGCAGGCCACGCUCCAAGAGCUCACCGACCUGCAGAUGCAGCUCACCGAGCUGAGACAGGAAAACGAACGACUGAACGAGGAGAAGACGCUGAUGUUUGACAGUCUGUGCCGGCAGACGGAGAGACUAAACGAUUCCAGGAACGAGUUGGAAUCGUUGAAGCAGCACCUCUAUCAGGAAAAGGACCGCGGCGAUUUCGAGGUGGCCGCCGAACGCGAACAGAAACUCGUCGACCUCCUCAAAACCGUCCAAGAAGAACGCGAAUCUCUGGCGCAGCAAGUCGACCGCCUCGACGGCGAGCGUCGCGAAGCCAGCGAAGGCGCCGCGGCGCAGGAGGGCGCGUUGGAGCGGUCGCGAGAGCGCGUGCGCACUCUGGAGAGCGCGUUGACGGCCAAGCAGGCGGAGAUCAAGGAGUGGGAGGGGGAGUUGACGCGGGCGAGGGAUCAAUUGAAUGGGCGGCAGAUCGAGGUGAAUCGGUUGAAGGAUUUGUUGGAUAACGCCAGGACGAAGAUUGUAGAAUUGGAACAAGAUAGGACGCUCAGCGACAAAUCGGAACUGGACGAACUUCUUGACAAUGCCAGAAAAGAGAAAGACAGUCUAGAAUCGGAAGUGGCGCAUCUGAAAGAGCAGCUUGCCAUCGGCAAAAACGAAAUCGAAAAAUUGAAGGAACAGGUGUCCGUUCUUCGAGAAGAAUGCAAGGUGACGAGGAAUAACGCGAAAACUACCCAGUCUGAUCUCGAAUACAAAUGCGAAAAAUUGCAGAAGGAGAAAAAUGCCUUGGCUGAUCAGCUGCAAGAGUUUCAAGAAGCUCUCAACGAAUUACAGGUCCAAAGUCAAUGUCAGUUGGAAGACAAAAGACAGCUUUCUGCCGUUCUGUCGGAAACGCAGAGAAACCUCAGCGAAGCAGAAAGAAGAAACUUGAACCUGGAGCAUGAAUUCGAGGAGCUGAAGAAAACGAGAGACGAAGAGAAUGAAGAAUGGGAAAAAUUCCAAGAUGACUUGCUCACCUCCGUUAGAGUAGCGAACGAUUUUAAAACGGAGGCACAACAAGAAUUGCAGCGUCUAAUUUUGGAAAACAAAUCUUGUCGGGAAAGAGAACGGCAACUCAAAGCCGAAAUCGAAAAGUUGAAGGUCCCUACUGAUCCGGUUCCUUUGAGACCGACGAGUUUCCCUGGCGACGAUGUGGCCUUGAGGAGGAAAAAUAUGGCCUUGAGUCGUCAAAGCAGCAGGCAAUCUGUGAAGUCGCUGAUUGAAAGCAUAGAAAGCCAGGCAAAGCCGGUCAUAACGAAAACUGUUUCUGUGUCUCGAAGCAGCUCCAGCUCCUCCAUAAACUCCUUCGCCUCGGAAUUGAGGGGCCCGUCGAGCCCCUCUAUUUUGCCCACCCCCUCUCCCGGAUCGCCCUUGAAAUCGCUCAACGAUUGGUCGGAGUCGAACAACGUCAAAACGCCCCUGAAAGAGCAACAGCCCAACAAGUUGAACAGGGAUUGGUCCAAGAGCAUCAUGAGUGAUUCCAUAACAAAGACUGACAUUGUUAAGCCUAAGAACGAUGAUGGAUACAGGGAGUCCAUUUUGCAAAAAGGGAUCGAUUUUUCGAGAAGGAAUAGCUAUUCUGAUCUCAGCGAACGCAAAGACCCUCUGAACGGCCUAGUGAAAAAUGGCGGGUCGAAGCGCAACGCUCUGCUGAAAUGGUGCCAGAACAAGACGGUCGGCUACCGGAACAUCGACAUCACCAAUUUCAGCAGCUCGUGGAACGACGGUCUCGCCCUGUGCGCCCUGUUGCACACUUAUCUGCCCGACAGGGUGCCCUACGACAGUUUGACGCAACACGAGAAAAGAAGGAACUUUGGCUUGGCCUUUUCGGCGGCGGAGAGUGUCGGCAUACCUACUACCUUGAACAUAAACGACAUGGUUCUACUGGAGCGUCCUGAUUGGCAGCAAGUUAUGAGUUACGUCACAGCUAUUUAUAAGCAUUUCGAAACUUGAGACGCAUAUAGGGUGUUGCUGGUUUCUGUGAUAACUGCAUUUUCAGUUUCAGAAGUACUGAGGUGAAAUAUUUCAGAUAAUAUCUGAUAAUAAUAGUUUUGUCUAUGAUCAAAGCUCGAGUGGGACCUAGACACGUAAAGUGACUUUAUAUGAGGGUGUUUUUUUAUUUCGUUAACGUGUUUUCUGCCAAAGAAAAUCAUACGUUUUUAGUUUGUUGUAACGUUUGUAGAAAUUUUGAUAAAUAUUUUACAGGGAGUUUGUACAAUGUGAGUCACCAAACUGUUUACACACGGUUUUUGUUCUCGAAAUUCAAAGUUGGUUACGAAAAAAGCGUUUUUCAAUACACAGGAAGGUCAAUUCUCAGUUGCUAGAAUCGGUGGGCAUUUUUCGAAAAUCUUGUUUUCUUUAUUUUAGUUGAGGGAAAGCAUAAACUAAUUUCCAAAAACACGGUAUACCUGAUAUACAGAGUCAAUAUAUACGAAAAACAAAAAAAAAAUUGAAAUACAAUCACCUUUCAUAUAAUUGCAUUUUCGAACUAUAGAUGUAUAGUAAAGUAUCUGGCAUAUUUUGAAAGUGAAAUAUCUUUGUUCAAAUGCAUUCUGUAUAUCAACUAUUGUGUUUUUGAAUUGUUAAUGCUCUCAAACUAAAAUUCCGUUUUUCUUUGGACGUUUCUGGAACGAAGCUGUUCCCGUAACACAAAAAAAGGGAAUUUAUUCUUCUCUCUUUGGUAUAAAGAAUUGAGGUACAGGAUGUUUUUUGUCAAUUGAACUUGAGACAAGGAGUGUGUCAAAAAAAAAUAAUUCAAUGGAUUUCGGCAAUCAAUAACUAAUCAAUCAGUAUACUGGGUGAAUCAAAUUCGAAAGCCACCAUCGGGAUCUCGGAAACUAGGAAAUUAUAAAACAAAUCAAUUAAGUGCAUUUUUCAUCUACAUUUUCUAGAACCAACGAGAAAUUUAUACAAACCAAGACAUUUUCUGAACCUGAUUUCGAGGAAUAAAUUGAAAAUAUCAAAUUUAGCUUUUUAUGAAGUCAAUACAGUCCAUAAUUAGGGGACUAGACAAUUGAAUUAAAUUGUCAAACAAUCUGUUUUUCACAAUGGAAUAAUUUUAUACAAUUCAUUACCGAAUGAGUUGAAAAAUAUACAUGAUGCAAGAAGGUUUGAAAUCAAUCUUGAAAAAUACUUGCUUAGGACAAUUUGAAUGAAAAAUAUGUGGCAUGAUUUGAUUUCUUAGAAAUGAAAUAUAACUUCAAUCUUAAGAAACAAUAUUAAUUCGUUUCCACUGAGUGGAAUUCAUUAUUUAACCCUUUAUUAUUAUUUUUUUAUAGGUAUUUAUGUAUCCCUAUCAUAAACAGAAAUGUUUCUUGGGGUAAUAAAGACAAUCAAUCAAUCAAUGGUUGAAUCAGGGCAAAGUUGCGCAUUUAUGUGAUUAAAAAUAUGCCGUCGAGAAAAACAGAAAUUGUUGUCAUAUUUGUUGGGUUCUAACCUUCUUCGCCAUUGACGAAAAAUUAAACAAUCUUUAAAUAUCAACCACAUCCUAAUAAAUAGUGAGACAGAAAAUGUUAAAUUUGACAAAUUUGAUUCAUUUUUGGAAGAAUUCGAUGUGGAAAAUUUUGAGAGUGCAAAGAUUAUCAUCCAGGUUUUUUUUUUCAUACAAAUCCAAUGAUUUCGUGAGCCCACUCAUUUUACAUGAAUAUAAUGAAACAUUAACACAUUAAAUUUGUUUGUUGGGAUGGUGGCCCACGAAUUCGAAUCACCCGGUAUACCCAUAUAAAAUGUGUUCUAGUAUUUGAGGAAAUCAGGUUGACAAGUGGGAGAGAACAGUUGGUGACUAACACCGAAAUAAUCGAAAAGAAAAAAGUAUUUUGUACGGACAUUUACCCAUUUUUUCUACUAUCUAGUCAAGUAGCAUAUAAUCUUGAUGUAUGUUCGAUUUUUGGUGUUCUAUUUUGAGACGGUUUACUGGGUGAGUUUUGCGUUAUUUGAUAUGAUAUCGACACUUGUUAUAUUCAUAAAUGGCCUACACUAUCAUAAAUCUUUUAAAUAAGCGUGAAGACGUAAAACUUCAGAAUCCGGUUUUCGGUCUUUUGGCUUGAUUGUUCUGGUUAAUAUUUUCAAUGUCCAUUAUUGAAGAAAUGUUGGUUAAACUGCAUUUAGCAUGCGAUGCGUUUUUUUUCGAAAAUUUUUUUUUGGACACGUAGAAGUACAGGGUGGGCAAAAUUCGAUGUCUAAUAAGCUAUA
Molecule: messenger RNA, 5468 nt
Organism: Phaedon cochleariae (mustard beetle)
Lineage: Eukaryota; Metazoa; Arthropoda; Insecta; Coleoptera; Chrysomelidae
Source: the annotation of a GenBank genome assembly